CGCGGCGGCCGCAAUGCUGCUUUGCGGUGUUUUAUGUUCCGUGUUUUCGGUUUCAUUCGGUGCGAUCGUACAAAUCGUAGUCUUUCUUCUACAGAAUUCAAAUGUCUCGAGAGUGCAAGCCUCCCUUCCACCGGGAGCUGAGGACGAAAUAAUUGUCAUCGAGCAUCUACCAGGGCGCCGAGUUCAUCUGCAAGAUUUCUUUUGGACCGACGCGGAAAAUGCUCCGCCGUGGGUGGAUUCGAAUCAACCCUUUUACGAAACUAGGACAGCUCUCCAUACGGUAACAAUUUACUUGCCUGCCGAAGGAAAAGACGACGAUGAUUCGAAACCUGAAAGUCGUCCUAGUUCCCACGAUCCAAAAUGUACCACGUGCAUCGAGCCUACGCCAAGACUGGACGACGAUCAGAAUCAAAAUAUCGGUAUUCUUGUGACGCAAGAUCCCGGACCAAGAUACUGGUUGUUAACUGUUCUUCGUGCGGGUGAAGCGGUGCCACCUAAAAUUGAAUUGAAAUUGGCUCGUUUAUAUCGAACUGCAUUCUCAAGACAACAACAACGUCAUCUUGGACUUUUGCAGACGGAUCCGCGAUAUCAACGAUCCGUGGACGAACGACUGUUGGUCACGAACAAGAUUCCCCCGAGAAGUCGACCAGUUUCGAGCAAAUUGAUAGCGAACGAUAUCGAAGGAAAGACUGCGAACAAGCGUUCGGAAAUACGCUCGUUCAAUUACUCGUCGGAAGAGAUUGUUCAAGUUAGAAUGCAAAAUACAAGCAUGACUGAAAAUGGUGCUACGAGGUUGAUUUAUUCUGUUCACCUAGGUGGAAAACCUGUACCUGCUGAAACAGCUGCCAGAGACAUGGCUCUUUUGUCACCGCAGGAAGUUGCAUUAGAACUCGGUGCGCCGGUUCUUAUACAGAGCGAACCAUAUUUGAAAGAAACUCGUCCUUUGGCGCUUUCAAGGAAAAGAGACGCAUGGCUAUUAAUUGGAGCAGCCAGUGCCGGUUUCGUUCUCUUGUCGAUCCUGCUUGUAGGAUUAAUAUUCACAGCGAAAAGGAAAAGGUCGCACAGUGCGGUAGCAGCACCGCCGAAUCGUAGCAUUUUAAGGAAAAAACCAGAUUACGUGUCGACGACCAAUGGUCGCGAUAACGGUGUUUUUUCAACGUCGGAAAUAGAUGUUAAGACUGAAGAUAGCAGCCAAAGUAACACCCCAGGAAGUAUGCCAAGGACUCCAACUAUUCCUGAAGCUACCGACACUUUCGACGUAGGAAUUCAUAAGGUUUCUAGCGAUAACGAAGACGAACAGAAAAGAAGGACGCACGAGCCAAAUAAAAACACGUUCGAGGAGCAUUCUUCGAAACAGACAAGACUGACGCACGGAAGAGUAUUGCGAACAAACGCGGUGGAUAUGCCAAGGACAUCGGAUUCGACGUACGUCAUAGCCGAUCAUUUAGAAGCACUAGAGUCUUUGGAAGCCAAUUACAUGAGGCACGAAGAAGACAAAGAGGAAGAAGAAGCUAGUGCCUCGCCCCACUCUUACCUAUCCAUGCCAAAUUGUAAACAAUUUCCUAACAUGAAGAGCGUCGAACCUCUUUCUAGGGUAUUGGAGCCAGUUAUGGUCAGGCAUUUGGAUAUAGAUUCUCCAGAACUAGAGAGACGAGACAAUAACGACAUCGAUUCCUAUAGAAGUAGUAAAAUCAACGACAAAUUCUUUGCACGAACUUCGAGUGCUAUGAAAGAUCCUGGAGUAGUUGGUCCUAUAGUUUGGAAUCUUCGAAGACAGACGCUAUCUGCAGAGGGCAAUGGCACGUCGGAAACCGAUGAAAUAACAUCCACGUCGGCUGGUCCUGUUGGACGAGCCAAGAGAAGGCUUCACGAGUUGCUAGAAGAUUCGUUCAGUCUGUUUGGAAGCAGAGAACAGAAUUCGGAAAUGCAAACAUGCGCUACGCAACCGAAUUCGGCGGUGUACGUUCCCGAUGUUCUUCCAAUAUUUUCAAAGACUAGGGGAAGAUCUGUUCACGUUAGUCCUGGAUCCUCGCCAACGAUGGAAAUAGAGAUACAACAGCAUGCGUCGUUGCCUCGAAAUAAUAUCGAAGAAAAUGUUGCAGAAAAUGGUCAUUCGGGACCGGUUCGAUCCCAUGGUGGAUGGAGCUCUAGACCAUUAAGUGCUGGUCCAUUUCAUAGACCGAAUGUACCGGACAUUGAUACCAAACGUAUACUUUUACAUUGUCAACUUCCACCCGAAGAUCCUGCGGUUCCAUUAAUUGCUUCGAUCAAGAAAGAACUUGAAAAAUUUUCUUCUUAAUGCCCAGUCGGCCGAGACUACUUCGACCAAAAACGUGUACGACGAUUGGUGCCAAGGCACCGUUGAAAGAAGGCAUUGCUCGGUAUUUGGCAUCGGAAGCUUGGCGCCAAAUCGAUGACAAAUCUUCGCGGAAUCUUGUAGAUGCGGUAGCGCUACGCGGCUUGGCCUGUUUUUGGCAUGGACACGACGUUGGUGCCAAAUUCGUGCGAUAUGCAGAAACAAAUGGCUCGGGAUUUGACACAAAUGCGUACUGUAAAAUUCGUAACAAAUUCAGGACAAAUUGCUUGCUGGGUAUUCGAGUAUCGUGAAGAAAUAAAAUAAAAGAAGCCUAACGAUUAUUAUUAAACAGUAAGUACUAUUCGUCGCAAUACGAGUUAAAGAAACAUUUCAAAAGAACGCGUCGAAUCAUUUAUAAUACCGUGUAAAUAUACUGGAAAUUUUUGUAUGGAAUAAUCGUAAUCAGAAUUCUUUAUACUCGACACUGUCCGUUUUUACCGAGCUCGUAACCGAAAGAUCGUAUAAUUUUGCUAUACUACAGUUGUGUCGCUAUAACUUUGAUAUUUUAACAAUUUUUCAUGGCUAUACAUAAAAAAAUAAGGAAAGUGCUAUGAACUUUUUCAUAAUACUUAAUUAUGUUCGUUUUGUGCAUUAAUACUUUUAGAUGAAUAACGAGAUCUUUAACGUUUCUAAAAUUGGGUUGCUUUAGGUGCAAUAUAUCGAAAAGUAUUGAACAUUCAUGUGUCAAAAAUGUAAGAAAAAAUUUUGGCUAUUUUGUAACAGUAAAAAUAAAUCGUAUUUACCUAAAGGAUAAGAUUAAUUAAGCAGAUACAAUCAACAACUAUAUAUUCAUGUCGCGUUUCUGUUAUUUGGUACUAUAUUUGUAUAUUCAUGACAUACCUCUCUACCCAUUUCAUUGUACAUACGCAUUAUAAUUCACUAUGACUGAAUAAGUUGUAAGAAAACGUUAGAAUUAUAAAUUAUUUGUUACUUAUUAUUUUACUAAAGUUUAAUUUAUUGUUAUUUAUUGUAUUCGUGAAAAUUGUUUACUGAAAUACGGCUAAAAUAAGAACUAACCAGAAGUAAGCUAUAAUGAAAACAAAGGAAAUUAUUUUAAUUAUAUGUGUAUAUAUACAAUAUAUUUAAAACAAAAUGAUCGAUCUAAUUUCGCCAUUAAUGCUAUAGAAUUCUAAGUUAUUACGAUAUGAAUUAUAUCAUUUUGUAAAUAAAGCGACCUAAUCUUUAUUUGAAAGAAAAAAA
Molecule: messenger RNA, 3556 nt
Organism: Megalopta genalis
Lineage: Eukaryota; Metazoa; Arthropoda; Insecta; Hymenoptera; Halictidae
Source: RefSeq, a predicted model, not a curated record